Daldinia vernicosa is the source of this 660-nucleotide messenger RNA. RefSeq lists its product as uncharacterized. The record is from RefSeq and is a predicted model, not a curated record. The coding region runs from base 1 to 660 and encodes 219 amino acids. NCBI's taxonomy places the organism in Eukaryota, Fungi, Ascomycota, Sordariomycetes, Xylariales, Hypoxylaceae. The transcript has a single exon.
AUGUGCCAGCAGUAUUUACUGAAGUUCAAGGCUUGCGGGCAUUUUGAGAGAGAUGAGGAACGUAUCUAUUGCGACCUAUACGACUGUUCCUUUCCCGACAGCUGUCUACAACGUUUCGAGGCCGAUAUCAUCCGAGAAUUUACCCCUGGGGACAGUCAAUGUUAUAGGUGCCUCUAUCGCGAAUACUUGGAUGCGCAAUGGGAUCGUAUCGUAAGCACAAAUAUGGACGACACACGACUCGCUUUUAUUAUGGCGAGAGAAUGCCUUUUCUCUUUCAACUUCGUCACAAUGGAACAUCUACAACAAGUCCAGCACCUAUUAACUCAUACAUACAUUUCCCAAGGUAUCGUAAUAGAUGUACGACUAGUACUGACUAUGAUGGGCUACAAAAAUGCGGAGCUCGAGACCAAGGUUAAUGUUGAUGACCAAGAUACUUGUACAGGUGAACUUUCACCUAUUCCAACGCUAGAAGACUACAUGCUCCAAUUCGCACCUACCCCAAUAGCGGACCCUGAGCUCCUAGCUGCAAAUGUCCCUGAAAAUGCCGUACCUACACCCGCACAGGACCCAGAGGCAAAUCAGUAUAGUUAUGAAACGCCUUUGAAUUACCCGCCGACUCCCAUGCCGACUCCUUGGUCUAUGGGAAUGCCGGAAAUGUAA